This is a messenger RNA of Zingiber officinale, 543 nucleotides long. Its product is annotated as cation/H(+) antiporter 15-like. Gene Ontology annotation, biological process: regulation of pH. The transcript has 2 exons. Lineage: Eukaryota; Viridiplantae; Streptophyta; Magnoliopsida; Zingiberales; Zingiberaceae. Bases 1 to 543 code for a protein of 180 amino acids. The record is from RefSeq and is a predicted model, not a curated record. Gene Ontology annotation, cellular component: endomembrane system.
AUGCACCAGGACAUCUGCGGCCUCGCCUUGGAAAAGGGCGUCCCCUUCAUCGUCGUCCAGUUUCCCAGCUCCAGGCCGCUUCUCUGCGAGCUGUUCCUCUACUCCGUCAAGGUCUUCUUCUGGGGCGGCAACGACGGCCGGGAGGCCCUCACCUACGCCGUGCGGAUGGUGCGGCACCCCGGCGUGCGCAUGCUGGUGACGCGGUUCCUGAUGCAUGGGGAGGAGGUGGCGGAGAGAAAGGACUUGUCGUGGGACGACGUGAUCUUUAAGGAGUUCGUCAGGGAGACGGCGGGGUACGAGAGGGUCACGGUGGAGCAGGUGGCGGCGCAGGACAUCAACGAUACGGUGGAGGUGAUCAAGUCGAUCGGGAGCGAGUGCGACUUGGUGAUGGUGGGUCGGGUGCAGUGCGCGGAGUCGAUGCUGGAGGAGACGCUGGGGAAGUGGGUGGAGACGCUGGAACUCGGGGUUGUCGGCGAUAUGCUCGCCUCCAGCGAUUUUGCCAACUUCUCUUUCUCUGUUCCUGUUGUUCAUCAGCAUACCUGA